AUGAAAGAAGACCUUGAGGAGGCAUCGCCAGCCAAUGGCGCUGAAUCGUCUUGCUCGGCUUCUUCAACAGGGUCGUCGCCAAUUCUAGAGCCCAUCAGGACCAUUGAAACACGCCGCAGCCGCACCCACGACCUUGAUGUCUUUGAGGCUCUGGAGCACGCCCUCACUCCAGAUGUCGAGACAGAGGCAGAGCGUGAGGCUCGCGAACCCAUUACUUAUACCAGAACUGGCACCAGUGUGACCAGCGCUGCCUCUCGCCCCCCAGACUUUGAAGUUUUCUUUGAGGACGGUGAUCCAGACAAUCCCCGGAACUGGUCAAAGGGUUAUCGUGCAUGGAUCAUCGUAUGUGUGUCGUAUUCCACGUGGGUCGUCGUCUUGUAUAGCACAUGUUACACUGCAUCGGUGUCUGGCCUGGCCGAGGAGUUUGGGGCGUCGACGACUGUGACAACGCUUGGUUUGACAACAUAUUUGCUUGGUCUUGCUGCGGGAAGUCUGAUUGUGGCCCCUCUGAGUGAGCUGUACGGUCGACAAAAAGUGUACAUCGUCUGUUUGACUGUAUGGGCUUUGUUUAUCAUGCCAUGUGCUCUGGCAACUUCGUUAACAGAAAUCAUUGUUGUGCGCUUCUUUGGUGCUGUCUUUGGUGCCGCCAUGAUCUCGAAUAGUCCUGGAACUAUCGUCGAUAUCUCGGAUCCAGAUUAUCUGGCUGCAGCCAUGUCCAUGUGGUCCAUCGCGCCUCUGAACGGACCAUCUACUGGCCCAAUCAUUGGGGGGUUUGUGUACCAGUAUCUGGGAUGGCGAUGGGAUAACUGGAUUCCUCUGAUCCUUGGUGGAGUUGGAAUUCUCAUGAUGAUAACAGUCAAGGAGACAUACCAUCCCGCAAUCCUGAAACAAAAGGCUGCACGGUUGCGCAAGGAGAACGAUGACCCGCGGUAUUGGUGUCAGUAUGACCAAAGGGUUUCCACCCGUCAUCUGAUCAAGAUCAACAUGAGUAGACCAUUCACUCUGUUGGCAUCUGAACCUAUUCUGUGGUUUAUGGACAUCUGGAUAUCGCUGAUUUAUGCCAUCCUCUAUCUGUGUUUCGUGGCAUAUCCUAUCGUGUUUUCUCAACACCGUGGAUGGGAUGCAGGCAUGUCAGGGCUGGCCUUUGUGGGCAUCGGCGUCGGAACCAUGCUUGCCAUCUUCGCAGAGCCUCUUUUCCGGCGACUGAUCAACUCUCAGCCUCGAGAUCCAGUAACUGGCAGGCCUCAGCCUGAAGCGACGGCUCUGGUCAUGGCCAUUGGCGCCAUCCUGACACCGAUCGGCCAGCUUGUGUUUUCGUGGACAUGCCUGCCAGCGACCGUUCAUUGGGCUAUUCCGAUCGCUUUCGGCAUCCCUUUCGGUGCAGGUAACACCAUCAGCUUCAUCUAUGGCUCGAACUACCUGGCUGGCGCGUACUCCAUAUACGCUGCCAGUGCCCUCGCGGGAAACGCUGUUAUUCGAAGUAUUGCUGGCGGUGUUCUACCCCUGGCUGGUCCUAAGAUGUACGCCGCCAUGACUCCUCAGUGGGCUGGAACACUUCUGGGCCUCCUGGAGGUAGCUAUGAUUCCGAUUCCGUUUGUUUUCUGGCGAUACGGAGCCAAGAUCAGGGCAAAGAGUCCGGCCAUCAAGGCUCUGAGAGAGGAGCAGGAUCGACUUGAUGCGAAGAGAGCCAAGUAUCAGAAGAAGCUUGAAAGGAAGCAACAACGAGAAGCAGAAAAUGCAAAGACUGAGGAAGCUGGAGUGUUGGAGAAGACGGCAGACAGUUGA
Molecule: messenger RNA, 1785 nt
Organism: Fusarium musae
Lineage: Eukaryota; Fungi; Ascomycota; Sordariomycetes; Hypocreales; Nectriaceae
Exons: 3
Coding region: 1-1785 (594 amino acids)
Biological process (GO): transmembrane transport
Molecular function (GO): transmembrane transporter activity
Source: RefSeq, a predicted model, not a curated record